Molecule: messenger RNA, 2135 nt
Organism: Colletotrichum navitas
Lineage: Eukaryota; Fungi; Ascomycota; Sordariomycetes; Glomerellales; Glomerellaceae
Exons: 1
Coding region: 413-1666 (417 amino acids)
Biological process (GO): regulation of transcription by RNA polymerase II
Cellular component (GO): nucleus
Source: RefSeq, a predicted model, not a curated record
GCGGAAGAUGGCUGAUGGCUCAACCUAUCGUCGGUCGCCAUUCUCACCGCCUCAAGCACAGAACCAAUUCCACCCUGUUCACCUCAUGCGUCUCCAAGGGGCCACGUUAAAGCGGCGAGCUAUACCUCUCCAGCCAGAGAGAUAAGCAUGGCGUUGUCCCCGACACCUCUCCUCUCCUCCAGACACCAUCACAUACGCUUCUUUGCGACUCCUUCAGCACCUUACAGCCUGAUCUUCACUCGCCGCUUCAAAGUACAUCAACACCAGCCCCCUGUCAAUAUGUCUGACAACACCACCUGCGCUAGCGGCUUCGACCGCUUCCUUGCCAGUCUCGACGCCCCUGAGCACGCCGCCGACACGAGCUACAUGGAUCUCCUCGAUUCUACUGGCUAUGACGGAUUGAACUACGACCAUGGCGCUCUUGGCGCUGCCGAGUCCCUGGAGCCGUGAGACUUUUUUUUUACCAUUUGCUAACAAAGAGGGUGUCAUUUCGGUUCCUCAAGCUUCACUGAACGAUGUCAACAUCAUGAAUCUGCAGACCCACACGCUAUGGGGGAUUGGAUGUAAGUUGCCCAGCCCAGUGUCUUUCCCUUUCCGUGACUUACGCGGCGACAGUGUGGACAAGGCUGUCCACCCUUUCCCACCCAUCCCGGAAGACGGCAGCGCUUAUGAUCCUCCAAUCGUCCAUGCCUCUUCAACUUCUGACCUAGAGAUGCCUCUGUCCUCCACUACUGCUUCAGAGGAGCCUGCGGGGAAACAACAGAGCUCCAUCUGCGCAGAAUACAGCUAUGAUUCUCGAGAUGUCUGGUGGCUGGAAUAUCACGCGAGACAAAACGAUCACAAAGCGUUUCCCUGCUCUGUUCCAGGUUGUAAGGAAGGCUUCUUGAGAAAUAAUGAAAGGGAUGCACACCAACGUAGACCACACCUACAAGGUCAUGGUCAUGUGCAGCUAGACCAUCCUCUGACGUGUGCGGAAUGUACGAUGAAGUUCUGCAGCAAAGCAAAACUCGAGGGACAUGCCAACGAGGCACAGCACAGCCCGUUUGCCUGUAUAUGCGGCAAGACAUUCGCUCGGCUUGAUGUUCUGAACAGACAUCUCGAUUGUCUGGGGAGCGACCUUCCCAAAUUUCCAUGUCAGUUCUGCAAACGUCACCGGGGCAAGGACGGAUUCCGACGCAGAGACCAUCUUCUGCAGCACAUCCGGGGAUAUCACAAAUUUGAGGCAGAGGGAAAGAUUGAUUGCAUAUUGCCUUCUCGACGAGGCGAGCACCUGGCACCGCCAGUCUGUUCGUAUCAAAGUUGCCCAAAAUAUCGCGAUAACAGCUUCACCAAGUUAGGUGUUGAAGAACAGCAGCGGACAAAGCCAUUUGCGUCGCAGUCAGAGUACACAAAGCACAUGAAGACCGCCCAUAACUUCACGCCGUUCCCCUGCACCAUGUCAGGUUGCAACAAGACAGGUUCCAAGGGCUAUGUUCGGGAGAAGGACCUUAUCAAUCACAGAAAGAAAGAGCAUCCUGACGCAGCAGGCUACGUACCAGAAGCUCGAGACCUAAGAAUCGCUUGUCGUUAUCCAAACUGCCAGGACAGGCUUCUUUCAAGCAGCAUGAGAAACCAUGUUGAAAUGCACCGAUAUCACGAAGGGCGUUUGGCCAGCCAAAAACAAUAAGUAUUGGGUUGAAACAAAUGGUCAAUUUGUUCAGAUGGUCAACGAGGCGAUGCCCCUGGGUCAGAUUUCGGUUUCCAAUGGCCCUCGACCCAACACGUCUUUUUCACAGUAUUCAUUUGUGUUUUUCCUAGUUCUUGUCAAUCCAUGUUUUUGAGUAGCUUGUCUCAUUGCACCACUUUUUCCCCUUGUUGGUUAUCAUGUUUUAGUAUUGGGGUUGGUAGUGACUGGUAUCGACUGUGGUGGGGUUACGAGAAAUGCAAGAAACAGCGCCAUGGGAACCAUUUCGAAUUGCUGGUAAGGAUCGGAUAUAGACUGUAGCCCAAGGGAAUGCAACGUCUGUUUUUGUCGUCUCCUUGAAAACUUCAGCGAUAAUUGAAGCUCCCGUUUAAAAUUUUGACCUGGCUAUUACGUCGUCCAAGCCUGCAGCAGCCACGUUUUCUUGCUUUGCUCAUCCGUCCACAGCCGUGGG